Messenger RNA from Rotaria sordida, 369 nucleotides. NCBI's taxonomy places the organism in Eukaryota, Metazoa, Rotifera, Eurotatoria, Philodinida, Philodinidae. The record is from the annotation of a GenBank genome assembly.
AUGCUCUUUUUUAUGUCAAUCAUCUUACUUCUACCAAAAAUCCAAAGUCAAUAUUCUCAUUAUGAUAAUGAACGUAUACAAUGUUAUUCUUGUAGCGAUUGUCCAGAGCCAUUCUUUUAUUCCCAUAGUCAAGUUACAACAACACCACCUAAUUAUGGUCAAUGCAUGAAAACAGUAGUUUACAUGCCGACGACGCAUCGACAUCUAAUUAGUAAAGGUUUUACACGUAAUUGUAUACCAGAAUCGUCAAACGAUGUACGUGUUUAUUGUUGUCAUCACUAUCUUUGCAAUAGAAGCAAUGUUCUUUUUCAAUCAGAAUUUUUUAUUAUUCUUGUAUUUUUAAUAGUUAGAUUUUCUUCAAUUGUAUAA